Molecule: messenger RNA, 956 nt
Organism: Exaiptasia diaphana
Lineage: Eukaryota; Metazoa; Cnidaria; Anthozoa; Actiniaria; Aiptasiidae
Product: superoxide dismutase [Fe]
Exons: 5
Coding region: 18-776 (252 amino acids)
Biological process (GO): superoxide metabolic process
Molecular function (GO): superoxide dismutase activity; metal ion binding
Source: RefSeq, a predicted model, not a curated record
ACUGUAAACAAUCCAAAAUGGCUGCAUGGAUAUGGAAAGCUUUGUUGUUUUGUGCGAUCACAGUUUACGUCAAGUGCGGUGAUCCUUAUGAAGAAUUUACACAGUUUAAAAAAGAGUACACUCUGCCAUCCCUUCCUUACUCGUACGAUGGRCUUGAGCCAUACAUUGACGAAGCAACACUUCGAGUACACCAUCUUGGCCACCACGCUGGCUAUACCAAAAAGAUGAACGCUGCCCUAGCAGAUUGGAGAGAAUCGGGCCAAAGACCAGACCUUGCAUCCAAAUCAAUUCUAGAAAUACUUAAGAAUAUUCACGAAGUUCCUGAAAACUGGAAAGAAGCAAUAAGAAAUAAUGGUGGCGGGUUUGUUAAUCAUGCAUUUUAUUGGGCUGUAAUGUCACCUAACAAAGCAAAAGAACCGAGACUUCCAACAGGAAAAAUAGCUCAAUUAAUUGAURCAACAUAUGGAAACUUUAGCUCAUUCAAGAGGUGGUUUGACAAUGAAGCAAUUUCACUGUUUGGUUCUGGAUAUACAUGGCUAUGUCAAGAUGUUACAUCCGGGUUUCUAAGUAUGCUGAAUAUGAUAAAUCAAGAAUCACCCGUGACAUACAAGCUCAACCCAGUUCUUGUUAUUGAUAUCUGGGAACAUGCAUAUUAUCUCAAGCAUCAAAAUAAACGARCAGGUUAUUUAGAAAACUGGUGGAAAGUCGUUGAYUGGGAUAAAGUCAAUCAAUUGUUGGAGUGGUGGGAAAAGCAAAAACCUCAUGAUGAACUUUGAAGAAUUCUUGUACAUCAAACACAGUUAUUAUAGUUAGCUUAUUACCUCUUGUAAUUAGGGCAAUAAUAGUGUCAGCCAUAACCAUCAAUGAAUAGUCCACSUCUAAAGGAACAAAUCUACCAUCAUGURAAAUAGUAAUAUUUUUGAGUAUUAAAAAUKAUGUUUUCUGYGUGCUAUUCA